Blepharisma stoltei is the source of this 4483-nucleotide messenger RNA. The record is from the annotation of a GenBank genome assembly. Lineage: Eukaryota; Ciliophora; Heterotrichea; Heterotrichida; Blepharismidae.
AUGACGGAACCUGAAUUUGGCUAUGAUAAUGGAAACUUUUGAAGUGAUUUAUGAAUGACAUGGGUAUUUGAUUUAAUAAGCUAUUGAAACCAAUCUAAAUCCAAAAAGUCAAAUAUAGUAGCAAUUCCACAUCGAAUGAAAUUCGAGGAAUCCUUAUUUGUAUUAGAAAAAGAAUGAGAAAUCGAGCGAAAAUCCUUAAAGCCAAAUUUUUUUAAGGCCUUAAAGAAGACUUUUUGGUGGGAAAUUACAAAAUAUUCUAUAUAUAUAAAGCUUGGACAACUGUUUGGAUUACUUCAAGCAGUAAUUAUGAUUUUUCUGAUAGAUUUUUUUACGGAUGAUAAUGCUUUUAUUGCAGAAGGAAUCAUUUUAGUAGCUUGCUUAGCUAUACUCUCCUUAAUGAGUGUUUCUUUAUAUGCACUCGGCGCAUUUCAUGUGAGACUUCUUACAUUGAAAAUAAAAUCUAUUGUUCCAUAUAUUAUUUAUAAAAAGGUUUUAAAAACCUCAUAUGAGGAAAUUUCCAAUAGAGAUUUCCAAAGUAAACUCCCUAAUACCAUUGCUGCGGAUAUGGAAAAUUUUAAUUAUCUUGUGCCUAUAGCAAUGAUGAUUGGCUGCCCAUUCAUUUUUGCAAGUUCAUUUUUUAUAAUAGGAAUUCUUACAGGAUGGGCUGGAAUUAUUGGAUUGACUGUUUUAUUAGUUCAUUAUCCUAUAGCGAUUGCUUUAUCUAGCAUCUCAAGUUAUUAUAGAAAAAGGGUGUCAGAGUUCAGCGAUAAAAGGAUUAUGCUGAUCACUAAUUUAAUAGAAGGCAUUAAGGUUGUAAAACUCUAUGGCUGAGAAGACCCAUUUUUGAGACUUAUAUAUGGGGAGAGGUCAAAAGAAAUAAAAGAGCAGGAAAAGCAGUUUAAUAUUAGCUCUGUAAAUAAUGCUAUGGGAGUUUCAGGAAUAGGAGCAGUUUUUCUUGUGACAUUUGCAUUGUACAUUCAUCUUGGGAAUACUUUAGAAUUAAGUGCAGUAUUCUGUGUUGUUGCAGUCAUGAUGAUGGUAUAUUCUUUAUUAAUCAAGACAGGUGUAGUUGCAGCAUUUAGCAUGGCAUCAAUUUUAUUAUCAAUGGAAAGGAUAACCCAAAUUUUAUUAUUGAAUGAAAAGAAUUCUAAAAACGAAUUUAAUGAUUGCGAUGUAUUAGUAUCAAUGGUAAAUGCAAGCUUUUCUUAUAAACCAAAAGAUGAAAUACAAGAUGGAAAUAUUUUUGAAGAAAAUUUAAUGAAUAAUAAUAGCGAUGAAGAUGUUCUCACAGAUAUAAAUUUUCAGCUCAGAAAAGGUGAGCUAAUGAUUGUUGUAGGACAAGUAGGAAGUGGAAAAACAAGUUUACUACUAGGAUUAUUAAAUGAAAUAUUUUUAAAGGAAGGAAAUGUCAAUAUAUCAGGAAAGAUUUCAUAUUCAGGGCAAGAUUCCUGAGUUUUGCCAGGGACAAUAAAGGAAAACAUUCUCAUGGGCAAUGAAUAUAACGAAUUUCUAUAUAAAAAUUCUAUAAAAAUCUGUGGGCUCGACAAAGAUCUUGACUACUUCAAAUUAAAGGAUGAAGCAACUAUUGGAGAUAACGGAGCAGCAUUAAGUGGAGGGCAAAAAGCUCGGCUAAGCCUUGCAAGAGCUUUAUAUAGCAAUAAAGAUAUAAUGCUUCUUGAUGAUCCAUUAAGUGCCGUUGAUGCUAAAGUGAGCUCCUCUAUAUUUAAGAAUUGCAUUAAAGAGUUUCUUAAAGACCAUGCAGUUAUAUUAAUCUCACAUCAUAUUCAUCUGAUACCAGAAGCCGAUAAGAUUUUAUACUUAUUUAGGCUAAAUAUUUUAAAUAAAAUAUGAAUUUGAAUUUAAUUUAAUUUAUAGAUAAUCAGCAUAGUGCUUAGCCAAGGGAAACAGAUAUUUUUUGGUGAAUAUCAAGAGUUUCAAGAACGGCAUGACAUAAGCCAUUAUGUUGGAGAAUUGAAUACCUUAAAAAAUGCAAAGGAGAAUUGAGAUAUUAAAAGCAAUAAUGAAUUAAUGAUAGAAGAAAAGCCUGAAAUGGCUGAAACGGUUAUAGAGGAAGAAAACGAUCUAGCUCCUAUUUCAUUGAAGACAUAUUACAAGUAUUUUUCAUACGGUUUUAACUCAUAUUGUCUUCUGGGAGGAGCUAUUUUGUGAUUAUUACUAUCACAACUAUCAAGUAUAGCUGUAUUAUAUUGACUUACUUUCUGAUUCGCACAAGUAGAAACUGAGCAAUCAAAUUUAUAUUAUGUAUGAUUUUAUGCAAUAAUUAUAUGCAUAAAUUACGUAACUACUUUUUUAAGUUCUUUAGUACUGAAUUAUGGAUUGACACUUGCUGGGAAAUGCUUGCAUAAUAAAGCAUUAGAAAAUAUGUGUAAAACUAAUAUACAGUUUUUUGAUAAAAACAGUAUCGGAAAAAUGAUUAAUCGGUUUUCUAAAGACACGUUUAUGAUGGACGAGAUAUUGCAUACUGUAUUAUGCCAUUUUAUUAGCCAAGUUUUCGAUUUAUCGGGAAUCCUUAUAUCUAUUGCAAUUAUUGUUCCGCCUGCUGCAGCAUUAGUGAUAUUUUAUUUCCUAAAUACUCUAUGGUUUUCUCAAUUUAUAUUUCCAAUGAUUAAAGAUCUCACCACCUUAGCAUUAGAGUCAAAAGGUCCAAUUCUAAGUCUAGCCAAUGCAUCAAUACACGGAAUAGCAACAAUCAGAUCACACAAUCUCGAGAAUAAACUUAUAACAGACAUGAAAAACAAUAUAGAGUACAACUGCAGAUGUGAAUUGAGCAAAGAAAUAAUUUUCCGUUUUUAUCAAUUUUAUAUGGAAAUCUUUACUUCUCUACUAUGCAUCAUGAUAGCUAUAGUGCUUAUCCCAUGAAAAAAUUUCAUAACCCCUGAUCUUGCAGCUAUAUGCAUUUGUUUCUUGAUUUUAGCUAUGCAAACUUCUAUGUCAUGGGCAGAUUGCAUGCUUGAAAUUGAUAUUUUGAUUAUUUCUCCACAAAGGCUGAUGGAGUAUGCUGAUCUGCAGCAAGAAGGAAAAUUUGACUCAGAUGAAGGCUUCAAUAUUAAAUAUGGAAAAAUUGAAUUUAAAAAUAUUUUUAUUUAUAUUAAUAAAGAUUGGGUCCAUUUUUUAAUAAUAAAAAUAAUUCAGUUAUUUCUUAUAUAAGGGGUAUAUGAAAUAUGGAGAAAACUAUCCUUAUGCUUUACAUGAUUUAAAUUUUGCUAUAUAUCCUGGAGAAAAAGUUGGUAUUGUUGGAAGAACUGGAUCAGGAAAAUCCUCCAUAAUGAAUGUCUUGUUUCGGAUUAUAAACCCUACAUUGGGAACUAUAUUUAUAGAUGAUCAAGACUAUAAAAGUGCAGGUCUUCAUCAAUUGCGUAAACAGAUGUCAGCCAUCACUCAGUCCCCUAUAAUAUUUAUGGCAAGCUUCAGAGAUAAUAUUGACCCAUAUCAUGAAUAUACAGAUGAUGAAAUAUGGCGCACUUGCAAGCAGGCAGAUUUAUAUGAUCUAGUCAAAUUUUUGCCUAAUAAACUUGAUACAGUUCUUUUAGGGCCAGAAUGCAGUUUAUCAGCUGGGGAAAAACAGUUAGUCUGCCUUGCAAGAGCUUUAAUAAGAAAUAGUAAAAUUGUGAUGAUGGAUGAAGCAACUGCAAAUGUAGACCCAAAAACUGACAGAAUUGUCCAUAAAAAAAUAAAAACAAUGUUUCCUGACAGUACCAUGCUUAUUAUAGCUCAUAGACUAAGGACUAUAAUUAAUGUUGAUUUAGUGAUAGUGAUGGAAGAUGGGACUUGUAAAGAAAUAGGUCGUCCAAAGCAGCUUAUUAAUAACAAGAAUUCUUUGUUUACUCCCCCCCCAUCCUUGAUCGAACGAUUGACUGUAAAAAUUCCUAAAAAUUGGAGAAAUUCACAUCCUUGAUCGAACGAUUUUCAUAUCAUGCAAAUUUUUAUAUAUAUAAAAAUAUAUUAUUUAUCAAAAGCUUGGGAAGAUGUACAUAAUGAAGUUAUUUUCAGAGCUUUGAGAUGACAGAAAGCUGCGGAAUCAACCAUCUGAAGUGAUUUAAUCAUCAACCUAUGCUUAAAAAUUCAAUAAUCUAAUAAAAUAGAGAUUCUUUAAAAUUUUUAAAAAAAAAAAAAUUAAUUUAAUAAGGAACAAAUUAAAAUUUAUACAGUUUUAAAAGGGUAACUAAUAAAUCAAAAUAUUAAAAAUUGGUAUUUUAUGAAAUUAAUUCAAUUUUUUGCUGUAAAAAUAAUUAUUAAAUACUCUUAACCCUCUUAUUUAAAAGUAAAUAAAAAAAAAUAUAUAUAUAUAUUUUUUAUUUUAUAUAUAAAAUUGUUUUCCCAAAAAAUUUGUUUUUAACCCCCAUCCUUGAUCGAACGAUGACGAGUCGUUCGAUCAAGGAUGGGGGGGGGAGUUAGAAGUUUGAUUUUACAUACUGGGCCUCAAGAAUCAGAAUAUUUAUUAGAAAAAUUAAAAAAUAAUUAA